GCGCCGCCCUGCCCGACUCGACGCCCUAAGCAGCUGGUCUGCCCUGUCGUCACCGCCGACGGAUGGCGUCCACCGAGCGCUCGACGCGCACUGCCCCUCCCGCCGCCGGCGCCGGCUUCCCUCCGUUCGUGUGCGCCGACACGGGCCGCCUGCGCAUCCCGACGACGCUCCCGCCCGACCCACAGUUCCGUCCAGUGCGGCUCGACGACCUCGAGCUCGACGACGAGCUGAAGCAAGCGGGCGCGAGCGCCGAAGCCGUCCUCGCCUCGCUCCAGCGCUCCGCCCACCAGCUCCUCGAGGCCGAGAACGCGACGACCGAGCUUGACUUGGCCCCGCCGUCGUCGAGCGCGCCGUCGCCGCCGUUCGUGCGGUGCCGCCCUCCUCGCCUCGCGCCGUCGCCCUCGUCGUCGUCGUCGCACGCGCCGCUGCUCCCGACGCACAUGCUCGAGCUGCGCUUCUCCGACACGGGCGAGCGGUACCGCACGCCCGUGCACGGCUGCGUGUGGGCGCUCCAGUGCCCGCCGCUGCACGGCCUCGCGCGAUCCGGCGCCCCCCUCGCGGACGCCGACACGCUCCUCCUCCCGCUGUCUGCCGUCGACGUGCCGCACCGCGCGGCGUGGCCCAUCCUGCACCGGUACUUGUACGACGGUAGCGUCGCGCAGCUGCUCAGCGGCCUUCUCGGCGAGCCGCAGCACGGCGGCGGCGGCGGCGCGAGAGGGCGACUCGUCGAGGAGGGGGAAAGUGUCGGCGGCGAGGGCUUGGCGGUGGGCAGGCGCACAGCCGGCGGCGACGAGGAGCAAGAGGCGCUCGACUCGUUGCUGGUGCGGCUGAUGCGCGUGCGCGAGGUGUGGCUCGACGCGGCGGCGCUCGAGAUGGCCGACCGGAAGCUGUGGGCGACGCUGCGGCGGGCGUGGACCGUGCUCGUGAGCGACCUGGGCGAGGUGGCGGCGCACAUUCCGGGGAGCAUGGUGCCGCCGCAUCUCGACAGGUCGGGCGGGUGAAAGGUCGAGGGGGGAACGAGGGAGGGACGGGGGAGGUGCGCCGAGGGCCCUGCUGUUAUGGCCACCGCGUCGCGCACCCGUCGAUG
Messenger RNA from Rhodotorula graminis WP1, 1087 nucleotides. RefSeq lists its product as uncharacterized. The transcript is spliced from 2 exons. Lineage: Eukaryota; Fungi; Basidiomycota; Microbotryomycetes; Sporidiobolales; Sporidiobolaceae. Bases 63 to 1001 code for a protein of 312 amino acids. The record is from RefSeq and is a predicted model, not a curated record.